AUGCUUGCUGACCUCAGGCAGCGCCAAGACGAAGAACGAGCUCUGCAUGAAUGGGGGCCGACAGUGUGUCAGCGGCUGCUGGCGAAGAGCGAGCUCGUGCUGUUCCACUUGACGCCGGCCGUUGAGGGGGCGAAGGAGGUAAAGCUCUUGUGCUCCGUGCACGUGCAUGACGUGAACUUCCUGCAGGUGGGGACUCAAGAGGUGUACGCGCACGUUUUGGCUGCCAGUCCAUGUCCGGAUGUGUCCGAUCUCGUGGCCGGCGACGUCCGGGACAGUGCACUUCCGCGGGUUCGGCUCCUGUGCGGGAACAGCGAGAGUGACGCAACUGGGCAAGUUGCAAGUUGCCUGCAUCUACACGGACAUCUCGCGCAGGUGUACUGGGACCAAAUGCGUCGCGAGACCUGGUCCGCGAACUUGCGCGACUGGCACGAGGUUGUGGUGAGCCGGGCCCAGUUGCGCGCUGCUGCGCCCCAAAUGUCGUUGGCCACGCUCGAUGAGGCCAUCCACAACAUAGACAUACCGGCCGACCAGAGAGGCUUCUUCAACAAGCCUUCGGACACAGCGGCCGCCAGAGGCUACACGCGGAAGACGGUGGGUCCCUCUGCCCGCACGCGGGAAGAGCAUGAAGCUGAGGGGGACACGUAUGGGCGCCAAGGCAAGAAAUCCAAGCACAAGGACUUGCCGAGCUUUCAGCACAAGCCCUUGACCGAUGCUUUGCUGCGCGCAGUGUUGUUUUGA
Symbiodinium natans is the source of this 738-nucleotide messenger RNA. The record is from the annotation of a GenBank genome assembly. NCBI's taxonomy places the organism in Eukaryota, Dinophyceae, Suessiales, Symbiodiniaceae.